UAGUAGAUUGGUGCAAAGGGGUUACCUCAAUUUCAGCCAGACUAAUAAAAGAUCUCAAUUUAGCUCUUGACAAUGCGCGGAAAAACAAUAUACCUUGGAUUCGAGCCAGACUAAUAAAAGAUCUCAAUUUAUCGCGAAGAUACACGUUGAUCACUACCAUGGAUGCAAGAUACCUUGGAUUCGAGCAAAUCAAGAGCAUCUAUGAGGAGGAUUCUGAUUUUCGAGAGAUUUACAAGCUUUGUGAGAAGCAUGGAGAAGGGAAGUACUAUCGACAUGAGGGCUACUUGUUUCGUGGUAAUCAACUUUGCAUACCACGUACUUCACUUCGAGAAUUGAUACUACGAGAAGCUCAUGGAGGAGGAUUGAUGGCACACUUUGGUGUAGCCAAGACUUUGAGUUGCUUACAAGAGCAUUUCUAUUGGCCACAUAUGAAAAGAGAUGUGGAGAGCUUAUGUGCUAGAUGUGUAGAGUGCAAGCAAGCUAAAUCGAAGGUGCAAUCGUCUGGAUUGUACACUCCACUACCCAUUCCCUCGUUACCGUGGGUUGAUAUAUCUAUGGACUUCGUAUUGGGGCUGCCAAGGACAAAGAGAGGUCGAGAUUCUAUCUUUGUGGUGGUGGAUCGAUUCUCAAAGAUGGCACAUUUCAUUCCAUGCCAUAAAACUGACGAUGCGGUUAAUGUGGCGGAUCUGUUCUUCAAAGAGGUGGUGCGACUACAUGGGAUGCCACGCACCAUUGUUUCUGAUCGAGAUGCUAAGUUCUUGAGCUAUUUUUGGAAGACGUUGUGGAGCAAGCUUGGAACGAAGCUCUUGUUUUCGACUACUUGUCACCCUCAAACGGAUGGGCAAACUGAAGUGGUGAAUCGUACUCUAUCUCAAAUGCUUAGAGCCAUCAUCAAGAGCAACAUCAAGACAUGGGAGGACUGCCUACCUCACGUGGAGUUUGCUUACAAUAGAGCCGUGCAUUCGACAACAAAGUAUUCUCCAUUCGAGAUUGUGUAUGGGUUCAAUCUUCUUACCCCAUUGGAUUUGACACCUUUACCUUUGAAGGAGCAAGUAAACAUGGAUGGAGCUAAGAAAGCGGAGUAUGUGAAGAAUCUCCAUGAGAAGGCUCGGCUAAAUAUUGAAAGAAGGACGGAGCAGAUCUUGAAGAACGUCAACAAGCAUAGAAAGGCUCGAAAUUUUGAAGUAGGAGAUUGGGUGUGGGUGCAUAUGAGGAAGGAAAGGUUCCCACAUCAAAGGAGAUCCAAGUUGCUGCCCAGAAGUGAAGGUCCCUUUCAAAUCAUUUCGAAGGUUGGAACGAAUGCGUACAAGCUUGAUCUACCAGGAGAAUACGGCAUAAGUGCAACCUUCAACGUUUCUGAUCUUGCACCAUUUCUGGAUGAUAAUUCGGAUUUGAGGGCAAAUCCUUUUCAAGAGGGAGGGACUGAUGAGGUCAUCAAAGCCAAACACACUCAAGUUGAAGGGCCCAUGACUCGAGCGAGGGCUAAGGCUUUUCGGGAUCAAAUUGCAAGCUAUUUGGCUAAGGAGUUGGAGGGCUUAAGCUUGGAUUUGCUAGAAGGAAAGUCCAUCACACUAUUGAGCUAUGUGGAUCACGAAAUUGGGCUCAAAGGGAGGGAAGGAGGGUCGGCCAUGGAGAAGGAGUCUCAAGGUGUGAAUGGAAUCAACAAUGGAUAAAGAUCAUGGUGUGAACACAAGGUGUGAAAGGAAUUUCAAGUGUGAACACAAGGGGGGGCGGAUUUGAAGGCUAGAUUCAAGGGUAGUUGUUGACUUAGUCUUUUCCUUGUUUGUUAAGGUUUUUGUUUUCCUUGUUUGUUAAGGUUUUGGUUUUCCUUUUUCAAGUAGGAUUUGGUUUUCCUUAGUUGUUUUGUGUUUAGAUUCGUGGGUCUAUAAAUAGGAGUCCAACCAAUGUAUUUUUCAUUCAAGUUUCAGCAAUCAAAUACAAGUGUUUACAAGUUCAAGUGAACGUUUUGCUUAUUCGCUCCUUUGAGGAUUCGGGAGGUUUGAGUGGUCUCUUAUCAACUAGAGAACGCGUCUAGUUGUGGCGAGCAUCGACGAUAUCGAUUGGCCUCUUCCACGGGUUCGAGAUUGUUUGGAAGGUUUCAUAUACCUUCUGGCCCUUCUCACGAGUUCGGAUUUGUUUGAUCGAUUCCGCAAGUAUCUGUAUUUUCGAGUUCAAGAAAGGCGGCAUCAAGAAAAUCAAGAAAGUCAAGAAAAUCAAAGAAUCAAGAAAAUCAAGAAAAGAUCGUUGGAGCUGCGUACUUUAGUCUUAUAAUCCGAGUUCGAGGGUUAUCUUCGGAUUUGGAUCAUAUCAUCCAGAAAGUAUUGAACACUUGUUUUUUAUAUGCCCCUGUGCCACUAGACUGUGGUCGCUUAUGGACCUAAAUGACUUCAUUACCUCGGCCUCGACUGUGAAUUUCAGUCUCUGGUGGCGACAUGUUAUGCUCUCUGAGCACCCCCAAACCCAUGUUCUCUUUAAGCAUUUCCAACCUCAUGCCCAGUCUCUAGCUCGUCAAUGUUUUUUUCCAAGUUCGUGAAGUCUCUUCCUCUCUGCCUUCGGUGACUGCUCCUCCUCUCCAGCCCUCAAGUUGUCGCCUUCCCUCCUGGAUCCCUCCUCCUGAUGGUUUUCUAAAGAUCAACUUUGAUGCUGCUAUUUGUGAUCCGGGUGCUCGUCUGGUCUAGUGGUUCGUGGUACAAACGAGUAUGUGGCUUUGGCAGUAGGGUCUCUUCACCACGGAAUUGCUGAUCCCUACCUCGCAGAACUUCUUGCUGCUAGAGACGCCAUCUCCCUUUUGGUAUCUAAAUCCCUUCCUCGUGUCAUCAUCGAAGGAGAUUCAGAAGUGGUGAUUCGUCAGCUUCGUUAAGGUGUUUCUUCAUAUUCCCUCAUAGGUCCGGUGCUUCGGGAUUGCUUCCUUCUCCUAGCUUCAGUCUCUGUCUCCUUAGAGUUUAGGGAAGUUCCCGAGACUGCUAACAGGGUUGCCCAUAGAGUGGCGCAGAAAGCCAUGUUACUUUCUCCUCUUGAGUUAUGUUCCUUCGACUUUGUUGGGUGGCUUCAUUGAUGUGGUGGGAUGGGAAGGGUCUUGGUAGAUUGUAUAGUUUUCUCUAUUGACAUUUCUUGGGAAAAAAUGAGUUUUUUUAUAAAUAUUAUUUUUUUGG
This is a messenger RNA of Linum trigynum, 3152 nucleotides long. The record is from the annotation of a GenBank genome assembly. NCBI's taxonomy places the organism in Eukaryota, Viridiplantae, Streptophyta, Magnoliopsida, Malpighiales, Linaceae.